This is a messenger RNA of Lates calcarifer (barramundi perch), 1809 nucleotides long. Its product is annotated as protein shisa-5. The record is from RefSeq and is a predicted model, not a curated record. The coding region runs from base 918 to 1766 and encodes 282 amino acids. The transcript is spliced from 5 exons. NCBI's taxonomy places the organism in Eukaryota, Metazoa, Chordata, Actinopteri, Centropomidae.
UGUGAAACCAAAGGCAGGAUGUGUGCAGGUCCUUCCACCUUUAUAAACAUUAAACCUUAAAAGUCAUUAAAAGGUCUUAAAGUCUUAAACAAAUAUUUUAUCUAAUGACAUUUCAUUUAUUUGUCCUUUUAAUUUCUUUUUGUCAAAACAAGAGAAAGUCCAUGUUUCUAAUGUUAGAAAUCUUAAACCUGUCACUGAAUCUAAUGCCAUCUUUUUACACUACACUUGUAUUUACCUGAUGGCAGAAUAUAGAUGAACCUGAUUCACAUAUUCAACAUAUUCACACACAUUUCUCACUCCUAUAUAAAAACUGUAUGGGAUCAGGUGUUGUCUGUCGUCACCUGAGUAAGACAACAAUGAAUUGCCCAAAAAAGUUUUAGAUCUGGUUAAAAAUAUCUUUAAAAUCUUUAAAUGUAAUGCCUGUAAACAUAUAUUAACACUUAAUUUCACAUUAACAGAUAAGAAGAAAACGAUGGUACUUUCGAUUCGAAUCAUGGUGAAAACAGACAGAGUGUUCAGUUGGUUCAUUCCCAUUUAAUUCUUAAAACAAACAGAGGAACAUAUAUAAAGAAUAAAGCUGAUAAAUGUGUUGAAGCACAGAUCAGAGAUCAGUGGAAGGAGGCAGAUACUUCGCCGUCCUGCAGACACACACUGUAUCUGAGCUGCUCAGGAAAUGAAACUGAAAUUUAAGGUGCAGACUUACAGUACCUGUGAUCUGAGUUUCAGUAUGAGUUGUUUUCACUCACCAGUAGAAACACAGAUUUAUACCAUAGUUCUUAGUAAAUAAUGCAGCAGGUAAUUAAUGCAGGUCUUAAAAAACAGGGGUUUUAAUCUCAGUUAGGUUUUUAAAAAAUAAUUCUGAGGAGUCAGAGUAACAAUAACUGUUAGACUUUGGUGUCUCUCACCUGAACUCAGGAAUGCUGCUGGGUGACUUGCUGCAGGGAGGGACGGACGCACAGGUAGAGAUCGUCGUCCUGGUGCAGUCAAAGUCUUUUCUUCAUCACAUCACAGCAGUUAUGGUUUCCAGAGCCUUGUCCGGUCUUGUGUGUGUUUUCGGUGUGAUCCUGCUCCCGGCCGUGUGGGCUGCUUUCUGCAGCAGCCACUGGGACGACAACGGUCACCACCAUGAGUCCUUCCAGUGUGGCACAAUGCACUGCUGUGGAGGAUGCAACAAAAAGUACUGCUGCUCCGAACAGGAAAACUAUCUGAGUCAAGAAGACUGUCCUGAAAGAGACAAUACCAAACACAUAUCUCUUCCAGCUGUGGGAGGCAUCGUGUCUGUUUUCCCCGUCGUCUUCUGUGUGGCUCUGGUCGUCUGCUUUGUGUGUCCCUGCUGCAUGCUUCACCAGAGGUGUUGUAAAAGACGCCGGCGACACCAACAGAUCGUGAUAAACCCCACCGACGUGCCCCUGCAGACGGGCUCUCCCUCUGGGUACCAGCUGUUCUACCUGGGCUACCAGCCUGUUCCUGUCCAGCAUGGACGUGGAGGUCAACCUGUACCCACAGCACCUCCACCCUCAUACAUGGAAGCAAUGGGUCCAGCUCUCUUUCCAGGGUCAGUUCUCUCCUGGGUCAGUUCUCUGUGGGUCAGCCGAUGUACCCCCUCCAGCUUCCUGGUCAGCCUUAUGGACUUCCACUGUCUGAACUGGAACAUCCUCCGUACAACCCGUCCUAUGGUCCAAACUUCUGAACAGAUAAAAACGCUGCUCGGUGACUGCACCACCUUUCUGAUGGGAGUGUGUGAGCGAGUGUGUGGAGCAGGUUAAACAGCAGAGAUGUCAAAUUAAAUACAUUUGGUUAAAUCUAUAA